This is a messenger RNA of Peromyscus californicus insignis, 2566 nucleotides long. Its product is annotated as steroid 17-alpha-hydroxylase/17,20 lyase. Gene Ontology annotation, molecular function: steroid 17-alpha-monooxygenase activity; heme binding; iron ion binding. NCBI's taxonomy places the organism in Eukaryota, Metazoa, Chordata, Mammalia, Rodentia, Cricetidae. The record is from RefSeq and is a predicted model, not a curated record. Gene Ontology annotation, biological process: hormone biosynthetic process; progesterone metabolic process.
GAGUUACAGAAAGUUGUGAGUUGCUAUGUGGGUGCUAGGAAUCAAACCUGGGUCUUUUAGAAGAGCAGCCAGUGCAUUUAGUUGCUGAGCCAUCUCUCGAGCCCUUAGUUCAAGUAUUUUAAAUGAUGCAUUUUAUGCUUUAUAUACAUAACGUAAUAAAAUGUUUUUUUCCCAGAAAAGAUUAAGUAGCCCACUUAAGAUUAUGUAACUAGAAAGUGGCCAAGCUAGAUUUGAACAGAAACCUGCAAUGUCUGUCUCUUGAGCUGAUGCUGUGCAUACCUGAUCAGCCACCCAAACUUAGGACAUCUGGGUUCUUGCCAUCACUGUCUUGUAUGACCUUAUACAGACUGACCUUUGAAGAUCUCAUUCUCCUCAACUAUUAAAUAAUAAGACUUAAGUCUCUUUGACGGGUUUGGCUUGCUGCAGCCUGAUAACAUUAAUUACUAUCUAUGCAGCACUUCUGACAUGACAUCACGCAGACUCUGAAACCUUGAUCUCCUUCCGAUACCAUUUGCCUCUGGGAUGCCCCAUCACGCAGGAGGCCCCCCAGGGAAAGGUCCGGCUAACUGCUCCUUAACCUGCUCCUUCCUCCAGGGGUUCGUCCUGAAGUUAAGCCAGCCUUGAGGAGGCCGCAUUCCCUCUCGUCUCCCUUUUCUGAGUGAGGACUCAGGCUUGAAUCCAUUCCAGGAUAAACUUCUCCUGGCCAAGAGAUAACACAACUUCAAGGUGACAACCAGGGAGGCCUUUUAAAAGUCCUCCUUCCCCCGUCAGAGUUGCUGCGCUCCUCCACAGCUGGCCGUCUGCCGACACCCGCUACCAUGUGGGAACUCGUGUGUCUCUUGCUGCUCAUCCUAGCCUAUUUCUUUUGGCCCAAGCCAAAGACAUUUGAUGCCAAGUUUCCCAGGAGCCUCCCAUUCCUGCCCCUUGUGGGCAGCCUGCCGUUUCUCCCCAGACAUGGCCAUAUGCAUGUCCACUUCUUCAAGCUGCAGGAAAAAUAUGGUCCCAUCUAUUCUCUUCGUCUGGGUACCACACCGACCGUGAUCAUCGGCCAAUAUCAGCUGGCCAGGGAAGUGCUCAUUAAGAAAGGAAAAGAAUUCUCCGGUCGGCCCCAGAUGGUGACUCUAGGCCUCUUGUCGGACCAAGGGAAAGGUAUCGCCUUUGCUGACUCUGAUGGCUCCUGGCGGCUGCACCGAAAGUUGGCGCUCGGCUCCUUUGCCCUGUUCAGGGAUGGUGACCAGAAGCUGGAGAAGAUCAUAUGUCAGGAAGCCAGCUCACUGUGUGACUUGCUGCUCACCCACAAUGAGGAGUCCAUAGAUCUGUCCCAGCCUAUCUUCAUGUCAGUAACCAACAUCAUCUGUGCCGUCUGCUUCAGCACCUCUUAUGAGAACAGGGAUCCGAUAUUGACCACCAUACAGACCUUUACAGAAGGCAUCCUGAAUUGCCUAGACAAUGAAAAUCUGGUGGACAUGUUACCCUGGUUGACGAUUUUCCCCAAUAAAACCUUGGAAAAGAUAAAGAGACACAUUAAAGUUCGAGAGGAAGUACUGAUUGACAUGUUGGAAAAAUGCAAGGAGAAAUUCAACAAUGACUCCAUCUCCAACUUGACGGACAUUCUGAUACAAGCCAAGAUGAAUGCAGAUAAUAACAACACCACUGAUGACCAGGGGUUAUUUUCAGACAGACACAUCCUUUCCACGGUGGGAGACUUCUUUGGGGCUGGUAUAGAGACCACCACCUCUGUGUUGUGUUGGAUUGUGGCUUUCCUGCUACACAAUCCUGAGGUGAAGCAGAAGAUCCAAAAGGAAAUUGACCAGAAUAUAGGUUUCAGCCGUACACCAACUUUCAAUGACCGAAAUCACCUCCUCAUGCUGGAGGCCACUAUCCGAGAAGUGCUUCGUAUCAGGCCAGUGGCCCCCAUGCUCAUCCCCCACAAGGCUAACAUUGACUCAAGCAUUGGCGAAUUUACCAUCCCCAAGGACACACACGUAGUCAUCAAUCUGUGGGCCCUGCAUCACAAUGAGAAGGAAUGGGACCAGCCAGAUCGGUUCAUGCCUGAGCGCUUCUUAGACCCCACGGGAAGCCAUCUCAUUACACCCUCGUUAAGCUACCUGCCCUUCGGAGCUGGGCCCCGCGCCUGCGUUGGAGAGGUUCUAGCCCGUCAGGAGCUCUUCCUCUACAUGGCCUGCCUGCUACAGAGGUUUGACCUGGAUGUGCCAGAUGAUGCGCCGAUGCCCUGCUUGGAAGGGGACCCCAAGGUGGUCUUUCUGAUUAAGCCCUUCAAAGUGAAGGUCACAGUGCGCCAGGCAUGGAAGGAUGCCCAGGCAGAGGUUGGCACCUGGAGGCCAUGACUCAUGUCUCCUGGUCCCACGCUGUGCAGCCCACAGCACAAAACUAAAGGUGCUGCUCCUACUGACUCCUACAUGCCUCCUCCUCCUCCUCUUCCUACCCCCAUUUUCUAGUUUGCAGAAACGGAAACGGAGGGUGAUAUACCUAAAUUAAAGAUUUGCCAAUAAAAGUCUCUAAGCUGCCUAUCAUUUACUCAUUUGCUUACUCAUUCAGUCAACAA